CGAAUCCCAAUCAGAGUAGAGUACCACCCACCAAAGGAUUGUCGACCAUGCGCUGGAAAACCAAUUGGCCCCAACUCCUCGGGCUGGGCUUGCUGGGCGCAACCGCCGUGCAGGCUGUGAGCCUCAGCACCGCUGCACAGAGCCUCUUCGAUGAGUCGAUGGUCAUCCAAGACGCCAUAUACGAUCCGGCCGCCGCGUAUCUCCGAUACUUCUACUUCCCGCUCGCGGCUGGGCCGCAUGAGACCCGGUCCAGCGUAUGGUACGCGGCCGGAUUGCUGCAUCGGGAUCGUGGAGAGGACCGCAAUGAGGCGGUGAGAAUUUUGCAGAAUGUCAUCGGAGGUCAAGAGAAGAAUGUGUCGGUGCAGUGGUACGGCGAUUACACCAAGUACCCGGAGCAACCGACGGUGGGGACACCGGCUUAUCCUCCUGUUAUUUAUAACUCGUGGGACCCCAACUGGCGUGGGUUCAUCGGAACGGCAUUGAUUGUCAUUUACGAGGAAUUCGGCGACCGACUGCCCGGCACUUUGCAGGAGCUGAUCCUCGACAGCCUGUACAACAACACCAUCGGGGAUACCUACCGCGUCGGUGGCGUGGAUGGCGACAAUCUGUACCCCGCGUACUCGAACGCCUGGCUGAUGCGCACGGUGGUGGGGUCCUGGACGGGACGCAAGUUCGGCAAUGCCAAUAUGACGGCCGCAGGCGACAGCGACGCCCGUGCGUUUUUGGACUUGUUCGACCGCAACGGCACGCUCUCUGAGUUUAAUGGGCCGACCUAUGCCGGCGUCUCGCUGUAUGCCCUCACCAUCGCGGCCAAGUACCUCGGCGCGACGAACGCCGCCAUCGGCCAGCAGGCGCCCCGCGUGAUCGAGACCAUCUGGGGCUACGAGUCGCAGCUGUGGAACGCCAACCUGCGCAAUUUCGCUGGGCCGUGGGAUCGAUCGUACGGUUACGACAUGAACAAGUACGUGGCCAUCAUGUCGCUGUGGGUGUGGUCGCUGGUCGACAAGGAGCACGUCUUUCCCAAUGCGACCUCGCCGAUCUGGACGAUGGCCCACGCCGACGACUUCGAGAUCGCGCCGCUCGUCGCCAUUCUGUCGGAGUUCCAUCAGACUCUCGUUCCGGCCGCUGCCCGCGCGCGUCUACAGGAGUUCGCGGAAGACGAGCAGCGUACCUACACCGGGCACGCCUUUGCGCCGCCGGCGGAUCUCGAACCGCGCAACAUCACCACCUGGCUGUCACGCAACCUGACCAUCGGAACCGCCUCCUUCGAUCAGUCUGUUGUAGGUGGAUUCUCGGAGGAUUCAACCUCGUUCAGCCCCGCAGUCGUGCAGUGGCUCCGCCCUGACGCCUCGAUCGGGUACUUCAACCUCUAUCCUGAAGAGACUGCCCUGGUGGCCGACGUCGCCCCCUACGCGUUGAAUCUGACCUACCCGCUGGGCAACGCGUCGAGCACCUUUACGUUCGUGCUGGCUUCGAACCCUCUCGGCGCGAAGCGUGAUAUCGCUGGGUUCGAGGAUGUAGACGGGCUCAGGAUCAAGGUGGUAGGCGGUACUAUUGAUCCCGUUCCCGAGAUCUCGUUUUGCGGGCUCUUGGGCGGCACGUGUGAAGUUAUUCACGAUUUUGAGUUCUGGAAUGUGACAUUCUCCUUGCCGGCGAAUUCUACAGCUGUUCCGAGCGUACAGUUGGAAUUU
Molecule: messenger RNA, 1691 nt
Organism: Aspergillus uvarum CBS 121591
Lineage: Eukaryota; Fungi; Ascomycota; Eurotiomycetes; Eurotiales; Aspergillaceae
Exons: 3
Source: RefSeq, a predicted model, not a curated record